This is a messenger RNA of Neomonachus schauinslandi (Hawaiian monk seal), 1925 nucleotides long. Its product is annotated as NXPE family member 3-like. The transcript has 4 exons. Lineage: Eukaryota; Metazoa; Chordata; Mammalia; Carnivora; Phocidae. The record is from RefSeq and is a predicted model, not a curated record. Bases 1 to 1611 code for a protein of 536 amino acids.
AUGCCUUCCCAGAAAAAAGGUGAAGAGACACAAACCACUGGCAGGUUCCUCUUUCUCUACCCACAGAUCUUGUACAUCAGAGUUUCCUGGCAUGACAGCACCGUUCCUCUGCCCCCACAGCCCCACCCACCCCGCAAGUCUUCUGGCUCUCUCCCCCAGGAGCUCUCGGACCUGACCCAUCUUCUGCACUGGCCUCCCACCCUGGGAGAUGGGGGGGACCUUUUGGCCUCCACCAGUCCCCAGACCUCCACCUACCACCUGAGGGGACCUCCCCAGGCCAGCUACACCCUGGGAGGCUACCUGGAGGCCAUUCUUGUCGCAAGAGACCACCGGGGCAGGCCCAAGACCCAUGGUGGGGAUCUGUUUCGGGCACAGCUCCUGGGUCCCUACCUGAAGGCAGGAGUCCCUGGAGAUAUCCAGGAUCUGGAGAAUGGCACCUACCUGUUGUCCUUCCCCCUGCUCUGGGCUGGACAGGCCCAGGUGCAAGUGCGGCUGAUCCACUCCAGCGAGGCAGUCAGAGUCCUGCGGAGAAUCUGGAGAGACCAGUGGGCCACGGUCGAUUUCACGGGCUAUUUCCGAGGACCCACAGGAUAUGAAGAAAUUGUGACUUGCAAUGUUAACCCCCUGCUAACUGGGGAGGAAGAAUCUACCUGUCACUACAGGGAUGAAGAUUCUGGUGAGCUUUGGUUCUGUGCUCGACCCCCCACCCUGCCCUGCGACUCACUGGUAGGGCAUUCAAGUGGACAUUAUUGGAAUGUGACCACACCACACGAGGAGGCCCUGCUGGCAUGGAAUGUGACAGACAAGGUCCUCCCUCAGGGUAUUUCUCCAAUCUGGGUGGCCAAGGAGAGCAACAAGAGUCUGGUUCUAUCCCCUCAACAACCAUGCCACCCUGGGAUCCCGGGCCCAAAGCCCUCUGGCUUCUACCACCGAGCUGUGUGGCACUCACUGUCCUGCUCUGGCCGCUCCUUCUCCACUGUUGACAGCAUCCUGGGCUGCCUGGCUGGCCACAUCAUCCACAUGAUGGGGGACUCCACGCUUCGGCAGUGGUGGGAGUACCUGCGUGACACCGUGCCCUCCCUGAAGCCUGUGGAUCUACACACCACAUAUCAGACGGGGCCCCUAAUGGCAGUGGAGACCACUCGGGGCAUCGUGUUGCACUGGCGGGCCCACAGCUGGCCCCUGCGCUCCCUGCGCACACCAGUGGCCUCCCUGCACUCUGUGGUCUGGGAGCUAGGGGGCCUGGCCGGGGGCCCCCACACAGUGGUGGUGCUGGGCCUGGGCUCCCACUUCACCACCUUUCCCCCAUCUGUCUUUGUGCAACGACUCGCGGGGAUCAGGGCAGCGGUGGCUGCGCUGCUGGCCCGGGAGCCCCGCACUCUCGUGGUCAUCAAGCUGGCCAACACUGGCUACAAGUCCGUGUAUGGCAGUGACUGGUUCACCCUCCAGGUGAACCGGCUUCUCCGAGCUGCCUUUGCUGACCUCCGUGUGGCCUUUGUGGACGCCUGGGAGAUGACCUCCAGUCUGGCCCUGCCCGACAGGAUCCACCCAGGGCGGCUUAUCGUCCGCAGUGAAGUCAACUUCUUCCUGUCCUCCAUUUGCCCCACUUGAGUGCUUCUGCAGGUCCUGAGCUGUCUGGAUGGAGAAGCUGAUGGGAUGAUCAAGGCUGGAAGCCCUUCCUUCAGCUGCCCUCACCUCUUCUCUUACUUUAUUAAUGCCCAGGCCAUAUAUCAACCAGCAAGAAUUGGGAAUGUGCGUCGUGGCAGGUGAGGGAAGCCUGGCAGUGGUCCAGCAACAUCUAUCACAUCCGUGCAUAUAAGGAUUGUCAUUUUAUGUGCCAGAGUCUCCAUUUAGAGUGUCAACGAGCCUUGCAAAAAUAUGAGAGGGAUUCUAUUUCAGUUCAACAGAGCCACCCUAGUGGGGAG